GCCGAUCUGUAUUGUUCAAUUGAAAAGCUUCCAUGGUGAUGGUAUCGGUAAUGAAUAUACAAUUAUAACUAUGAAUUUGAAGGAUCUGCUUGAGGAAGAGAAACGUGUAGUUAUUAAUCCAUUACAAGAUGAAAAUCCUCCAUUGCUAGUAGUCAUUACCGAAGGAAGUACAACCUUGGCUCGUGCACUGAUAUAUAGAAUUUUAAUCGAUGAGACUUUUGGUCCAAAUCAAUCAAUACACUUUAUUCUUUAUGAUAGUCUAAAUUUUUUAGCAUUUCUGGAAAGUACAGCAAUCGAAAUAACGGCUUGCGCUCCGAAUCUUCUAGAAGGUAUAAGUUAUUCGGCUGAUUCAUCGAUCGCUUUCAAAGACGCUGACGUCGUGUUCUCAAUUGGUCGUGCAAGAGGUUACGAAUUUACAAAAAAUGAACGUCGAGAAUCUUUUUUUGAAGAAUAUAUACACGUUGCUAAGAUUCAUGGCGAAGCUAUAGAACGAUUUUCCAAAAAGGAUGUGAAGAUCAUCACUUUGGGAUACACAGCAGCCAGAAUCAUCUUACAAUUUGCUAAGUCGAUACCACCGGAAAAUAUAACGGCUUUGUCACUUCUUACACUAAAAAUAACCGCGGCACUUAUCGCUGCCAAAGCUAAUCGCCAUCCGAGCGAAGUGAUCAAUCUUAUAACCUGGGGCGUUAAUGGGGAAAAUUCUCUACCGGAUUAUAGAUAUGCGAAAUUUCGUGAUGGGAAAUUUGUGGAGGAGGAAAUUAAAAAUGAUGUUUGGUUGAAGAAAAAUUUAAUUAAAGGUGUUCGGAGUGCCUCUGGUAGAUCUUGGUACAGUAGAUCAUCCGCCUACGCAUUGGCGGAUCAUUGCAAAUUACUAUGGAACGAUACACCCAAAGGAGAAUGGACAUGCAUGGCAAUUUAUUCAGACAACUCUUAUGGUGUACCUACGGGAAUAUUUUUUUCAUUCCCCGUAUACUGUCAAAAUCGAAAAUACAAAAUUGUUCAGGGGUUGGACGUGAGUGAAAAUCUAAAAAAGUAUAUGAAAGAAACUGCAAGAAUUAUCAACGAAGAAAGCAGCAUAGCUUUGAACGCACAUCGUUGACAAAAAUGAAGAACAAGAAUCGUUCAUAGUAACAACGAUUUUAU
This is a messenger RNA of Cephus cinctus (wheat stem sawfly), 1143 nucleotides long. RefSeq names its product malate dehydrogenase, cytoplasmic-like. Lineage: Eukaryota; Metazoa; Arthropoda; Insecta; Hymenoptera; Cephidae. The record is from RefSeq and is a predicted model, not a curated record. The coding region runs from base 71 to 1099 and encodes 342 amino acids. Gene Ontology annotation, molecular function: L-malate dehydrogenase (NAD+) activity. The transcript has 6 exons. Gene Ontology annotation, biological process: malate metabolic process; tricarboxylic acid cycle; oxaloacetate metabolic process. Gene Ontology annotation, cellular component: mitochondrion; cytosol.